Messenger RNA from Haemonchus placei, 489 nucleotides. The record is from the annotation of a GenBank genome assembly. Lineage: Eukaryota; Metazoa; Nematoda; Chromadorea; Rhabditida; Trichostrongylidae.
AUGCGCUUCACUUUUGCACUUUCCCUCAUUCUCCUACUCGCAACUCAGAGUAGCGCAUGGGGCUUCUGGCCAUUCAGCUCGGACGAGGACUCAUUCCAUCCUGUUUCCCAUGGCGGAAUAUUCGGCUGGCUGUCAAACAUAUGGGAUGAGUUUGAAAAUAUUUUCAAGCCAUUUCGAAGUUCUGGCGUUAUCGUCAAUACUGGUGACGGAGUCACGAAUGUUUCGGCUGUGAUCGGCGGCAAACGGUACAAUGCCACGUUCCCAGGAGUGGAUUCAAUUUCUUCCUCAUCGCGUAUCGUGAAUAUUGACGGAAACUCUACGGAAGUGUUCAACAUCACAGUCAACGGUACUACUUAUUAUACUUAUGAGACUGUUGACGGCAAAACAACCUUUUCCAAAAAUGGACAAGAAGACAGCAAUGAUCCAUUUCAUGUCAUUUCACAUGAAGCCACAUCAUCAAAUCCUCUGACCGAUUCCAUCGGUGUAUAA